UGGGAAAGAAAAAAAAAAACUUUUUUGUAUCGGAGGAAUCAACAGCCGCCAUCUUGUCGUGGUUACGAUUUAGGAUUUCGGUGCAACACUGGCUUUUACCUGAGAUAAGAGCAUCCUUGCGGAGAUAUGCCACCGUCCUUGCCCCGAAAAUGAAACCUUGACACGAACCGGGACGCGUUUGGUGCGGAAUAACGGGAAUUGGAGUGUCGGCCGUUGGUGUGUGUGAUUUCUCCUUCAGAGUGCGGCGGUUCAGCCCCUGUCGUCGGUCGUCAGCCGGACUGUUUGUUGUGGGGAAAACCUUAAGCCAGGGCGUCACUUUCGAGGUGAUUUGCGAAAAUAAUGCAUUUGUGUGGAGUUAUGCAUUUUUGUUGAGCUUUGCGCGAAUUUCUGCAUGAAGAUAUUUGACGUCACGCCAAUUUUUUUUAAUUUUAUUUGCAGCCCUAAAAUGACGCCUUUCCCCGCAGGAAUGCAGCAAUCCGUCUGAUCAGAUUCGAUAUUUACAUGGGGACUAUUGCAUGCUGGGUGAUUUAACGCUAAUAAUGUGGGUGUUGGGUGUUGGAUUAUCAUGGGGUGAAUGGCGGUGGCGAAGCGGGGCGCUGUUGGAUCUCUUUUGAAACUCUUGAGUCACACCAGCGAGUAGCCAACGCUAACAGCUACUAUAGCUGCUAGCAGCCAAUUAGUGAGCUGUUGGCUAAUGUUAGCUAGUUAUCUGUUAGCCAAUGUGUUAACCAAGAAGCUUCUGGAUACUUCAACUUAAUUGAAAUAAUUUCCAAAUUGAGAAGCCAGCUGGAGAAACUACCAACUAUGGCUGAAAACCUACUGGACAUCGGACCUCCCAACUCUAAGCGGCCGAAACUGAAUUCACCUGCGCUGUCAGCCUCUGAUGGACCAGAUCUGGGAUCUCUAUCCUGGGAUGAUUUGGAGAAUGAUCUUCCAGAUGAGUUGAUUCCAAAUGGAGGAGAGCUGGGCUUGAUGGUUGGAAUGCCUUCUAAUGGUGGAGCAGCACCACCAGGAGGAACUUCAGCGGGCCUUAACGGUGGCACCACAGUCAUCCCAGAUGCAGCUGCUAAGCAUAAGCAGCUCUCUGAGCUCCUCCGAGCUGGUAGCACAUCCAGUAUCACAGGCACAGGGAUGAGCUCAGCUAGCCCUCAGCAAGGUGGGAUCACUUCUCAACUGGGCACGCCGCUGGGGAAAAGCCCUCUUGGCCAGGGCUCCCCCAACAACCAUCCCUCCCCUCAGGCCCACAAAUCAGGAACAUCAGCUGCAGUAGCAGCGCAAAACAACAGUAAUGCAGGAAUAGGCUUUAACCAGACCAUGAUUAACAACAGUCAAGGUCAUGCUGGGCUCUUGGUCCAGGGAGGACAAUCACAACCUGGGCAGGUGAUGAAUGGUGGCCUGGGACCCGGAGCUGGACGAGGCCGAGGAGCUGCGGUGACAGGCAUGCCAUUCCAGGGUCAGACAAUGCAGCCAGCACCAGGACAAGUAGCAACUGGAAGUGCUUUGGCAGAGACUCUUACCCAGGGGGGACAGCAGAUGGGGGCUCAUGCUACACUUGGUGCAGCCCAGCAAGCAGGCAGUAUGAAUAAUAUGGGCUUGGCCAACAAUGGUGGUCCUUUUGGGGCUCAGCCGUAUGGUCAGGGUGCCACGGGACCAGGGCAGCAGCUCAACCCUCCACAGCAACUCCAAAAUAAGGCUGCCCUCUCCAACAGCCUACCAUCUUUCUCCAGUGAACUCAAAGGACCUGCUGUCACAAGUGUGCCAAACAUGCAACUUCAGCAGCAGCCUCAGCAACAGGCAGGCAUGCUGCCUCUGGCUGGGGGCGGAGCCAUGACGGUGCCUCCAGCAGGCCCCGCAGCUGACCCAGAGAAACGCAAGUUGAUCCAGCAGCAGCUGGUCCUGCUGCUUCAUGCACACAAGUGCCAGCGACGAGAGCAAGCCAAUGGGGAAGUGAGGGCUUGUGCGCUACCGCACUGUCGCACCAUGAAGAACGUUCUCAAUCACAUGACCCACUGCCAGGCUGGCAAGUCCUGCCAGGUGGCUCACUGUGCAUCAUCCAGACAGAUUAUUUCCCACUGGAAAAAUUGCACACGACAUGACUGUCCUGUCUGCCUGCCGCUGAAAAACGCUAGUGACAAACGCACUCAGCAGCGUAAGUACAAGUUACUUUGGACCACAGAGUAAAACACAGUAUUGGCCAUUGUGCAUGUGAACAGCC
Messenger RNA from Thalassophryne amazonica, 2215 nucleotides. Its product is annotated as CREB-binding protein-like. Gene Ontology annotation, biological process: positive regulation of transcription by RNA polymerase II. The record is from RefSeq and is a predicted model, not a curated record. The coding region runs from base 805 to 2181 and encodes 458 amino acids. The transcript is spliced from 5 exons. Gene Ontology annotation, cellular component: transcription regulator complex; histone acetyltransferase complex. Gene Ontology annotation, molecular function: chromatin DNA binding; transcription coactivator activity; histone acetyltransferase activity. Lineage: Eukaryota; Metazoa; Chordata; Actinopteri; Batrachoidiformes; Batrachoididae.